AUGGUGCCUGUGUACAUGAGGUGGAUCGUGAUCGUGUUUCUGGCCUGGGGAGUCUUACAGCACCUCAUCAAGCUAUGGUUCACUCUUGGCUAUCACAAGGCUGUGCUCUAUAAUCAUCAACCCGGGCCAUGCCGGGUCGUACCAGGUGUGGAACACGGAGCUGAGGACAUCACCACCCUGCCCAACGGUCUUGCAUUUAUAUCUUCGGGCCUCUGGCUCCCAGGGUUCCCUCACGGCAGGUCAGAAGUCAGAGGUCGCAUCCUGACCUUUAACUAUAGUGACCCUGAGAGCGGUGUGAAGGAGCUGAACUUCAGCGAGGAGUUUGACCGGGAGAACUUCAACCCCCACGGACUCAGCGUGUGGACCGAUCCACUCUCGGGAAGGAUCAGUGUCCUGGUGAUCAGCCACCAGAGGAGGAAGGACCAGGUGGAGGUGUUUACGUACGACGUUGCCACGGAAACACUGGAACACCAGGAGACCAUCAGGGACGAGCUUAUAUACAGUGGUAAUGACUUGUUAGCGCUGGGUCCGGACUCCUUCUACCUCACAAACGAUGUCUCGCACGGCGCGAGAGGGUCGACACUCGCACGGAAACUAGAGACGUAUCUCCUCCUGCCAUUUGGAAAUGUCGUGUUCUACAACGGCACGCAGGCGCGGCCAGUCGCGGAGGGUCUUGUGUUCCCGAACGGAGUUAACAUGUCCCCAGACAGGAGGUACCUCUAUGUCGGAGCAGGCUUCACAGAAGAGCUGCGCAUCUUCAGGAGAUUCGCAAACAACAGUCUGGAGCAGAUAGAGUCGCUGCCUCUGCACAGUUUUGUGGAUAACAUAGAGGUGGACCCUCAGACUGGGGACCUGUACAUCGGCCUGCACCCAGUCAUCGGAAAAACACCCCUGAUACACUAUGACCCAUGGGACCCACCCGGGGCACAGGUUUUGCGAAUUAAAAAUGCAGUGAGGGGUCCGGACAUCACCGAGCUGUUUGUCAACAACGGCACAAAACUGCAGGGCUCCAGUGUGGCCAGCUUCCACAAGGGGGCGCUCCUGAUUGGUUCUGUGUUUGACAGGCUGCUGUACUGCCAAGUCAGGACUUUGUAGCAAACAUCAACACGGGUUUUCUAGUAUUGGGUGGACAGUUGGGAGUCUUGUACUUCUGUCUCUGAUUACCAGGGGGUGCAUCUGAUCGGUUCCGUGUUCGACAGGCUGUUGUACUGUCAAGCAAGGAUAUAAAAGCUCCUUGUGUCAAGUCAGGACUUUGUAGCAAACAUUGACAUGGAUUUUCUAGUGUUGAGUGGACAGAUUGGGACUUGUAGUUCUGUCUCUGAUUGCCAGGGGACGCAUCUGAUCAGUUCUGUUUGACAGGCUGCUGUACUGCCAAGUCAGGACUUUGUAGCAAACAUUGACGCGGGUUUUCCAGUGUUGGAUGAAAGGUUGGGGACUUGUAGUUCUGUCUCUGAUUACCAGGGGGCACAUCUGAUCGGUUCUGUGUUUGACAGGUUGCUGUACUGCCAAGUCAGGACUUUGUAGCAAACAUUGACACGGGUUUUCCAGUGUUGGAUGGACAGUUGGAGACUUGUAGCUCUGACUCUGAUUACUAGAGGGCGUAUCUGAUCGGUUCUUGUUCGACAGGCUGUUGUACUGUUAAGCAAGGAUAUAAAAGUCAAUACUUUGUAGCAAACAUUGACACGGGUUUUCUAGUGAUGGGUAGACAGUUUGGGACUUGUAGUUCUUCUCCUGAUUACCAGGGGGCACUCCUUAUCGGUUCUGUGUUUUACAGGCUGUUGUACUGUUAAGCAAGGAUAUAAAAGCUCCUUGUGCCAAGUCAAUACUUUGUAGCAAACAUUGACACUGGUUUUCUAGCGUUUAGGGGACAGUUUGGGACUUGUAGUUCUGCCUCUGGUUACCAGGGGGCACUGUUCAUCAGCUGUGUGUUUGGCAUUACAAGUCCGGUCUUUGUAACAAACAGAAAUUCCUAAUAUGGUUGUGGUAAAACAGCCUAAAAGAAAAUACGGGAAGUAAUGUUUUGAUAAUGGGCUUUAAUAAACCAAAUUCACGAUUUCUAGAACCAAAAUCCAACUUGCAGAAAGCCUCAACUGUGGAAAAACUCAAAAGACAUGUUGAAAUUUGUUGCACAGAAGUUUGUAGGCUGCAGUUAUAGUUUCUAAGAAACUACGUUUUCUACCAUUGGAAACUGUAAAUGUUAUAUCUUAGUGUGAUCCUCUAAAUGUUCCAUGCAUUAUUGUACUAGCCUGGCUAAUAGUGAACCACCACAGCAAGACAAAAUAGAAUU
Molecule: messenger RNA, 2287 nt
Organism: Branchiostoma floridae (Florida lancelet)
Lineage: Eukaryota; Metazoa; Chordata; Leptocardii; Amphioxiformes; Branchiostomatidae
Product: serum paraoxonase/arylesterase 2-like
Exons: 9
Coding region: 1-1095 (364 amino acids)
Molecular function (GO): arylesterase activity
Source: RefSeq, a predicted model, not a curated record